UGGGUGCCUUUUCCAUUCCUUCUCUGCUUUUUCUGUAGCAUUCCUUUGUGUCAUGCAGCACUGAGCCAUAUGGGAUAAUGGUCCCACUUUUCUAUGUGCCUUUGUGAAUCUCUGUGUGCUCAAGAUGUCUCACCACAUGAACAGCUCCACACUGCCAACCUCACAUCCUCCUGAGCACCAGCACCCCACCAGCACAGCCUCAGGCCAUGGGGGCCACGACAUGAUGAUGAUGGCCAUGACUUUCCACUUCAGCUGUGAGAAUGUGCCAUUGCUGUUCUCUGGACUUACAAUCAAUUCUCCUGGAGAAAUGGCUGGUGCUUUUGUGGCUGUCUUCUUCCUGGCCAUGUUUUAUGAAGGGCUGAAGAUCGCCCGGGAGUGUCUGCUCCGGAAAUCCCAAGUCAGCAUCCGCUACAACUCCAUGCCAGUGCCCGGCCCCAAUGGCACCAUCCUGAUGGAGACACACAAAACUGUGGGGCAGCAGAUGCUGAGCUUGCCCCACCUGCUGCAGACUGUGCUGCACAUCAUCCAGGUGGUGGUCAGCUACUUCCUCAUGCUCAUCUUCAUGACCUACAACGGGUACCUGUGCAUCGCCGUGGCCGCCGGAGCGGGCACCGGGUACUUCUUCUUCAGCUGGAAGAAGGCAGUGGUGGUGGACAUCACAGAGCACUGCCACUAGCACUGGGGGUGCCUCUCCACCCCUCUGCUCCCUGCCAGUGCAGCCACACGAGGACUGGAGCAUUCCUAAGCUGCCAAGAGAAUCAUGAUAAAGAAAAUCAACUGGAGUUCACUACAGGUUCCUGGAGGGGUGCAGGGAUGUGAGGAGCUGGGACACGCUGCUCCCCUUGACUCCUGAGAGUCCAUGGCAGCCAUUCCUGGCCAGGAUUUGCUUUAUUCUUAGAUUAUGCUGUGAUUGAAAUUAGUUGGCUGACAGAACUGUAGAAAUUAUUUUAAAAGGAAAACAAAACCAUUUUAUUUUUAAAUUGUAAAUGCUCAUCAGUGAGGGUUUAAUGAACAGUAGGAAAAGAUCAGUUGCCAAUAAUGUGUGAAUGGCUGUUUUAAUUUCGAUUUUUUUUUUUUCAAUGUGUACAUAAUGCCAGGGGAGGAGAUUGCCCUGGCAUUGUGGCUUUUGGGGCCAAUGACACCUUUUGCUGUAGGACUCAGCCUCUGAGGAAGAUUUGGUGCUGCACAUCAGACACAUUCAGGUGUGUCCUGGCAAGGGAGGACUUUGACCCAAGGAUGUGAGCUGUGUGCUUCAGGGAUUGGAUGAAAUUGCCCUCCAAGCCCACCAGAGAUGAUGAGUGUUGUUAAUCUGGUGUAUCCAGCAGCUUUACUCAGCCCCCAGGGAGAACACUUGAGUUGGGCUGCUUUCCCUUGAAUGGUUCUGUAUUUACAGGGCAGAAAGAUUCCCAAUAAAGCAUUGAAGCCACAGGUACUUCAUGUGGAGCUGCACCUGGAUGGAACUAGGGCCAAGCUUUGGGUUACUAGAACUGGUUCUGUGAAUGAGGCAAGAGCUAAAUAAUGAUUUCAUGACACUAAAGUGAAAAUGGCUGGAGGGUAUUCCUGGCUGGAGGUGAAGAGGGAAAACAACCACAUUCCUGUAAAGGAGAGAUCUGGGGAAGAGGAGAAGGAAAAUACAGGACUACAACAGCUUUCAGCGUCUUCUCAGGUGAAAUUUGGAGCAGUGUGGGCCAAUCAAAAACUAUUCCUGACCCAGAUGGCUCCUCUUUGUCUGGGUAAUCACAGUGUGCCCAUGCUGGAUGUGCAGGAUCUCAGUGCAGUGAGGGAACUCAGUCAGUGCUGUGGGCUGUGCCCAGGCUGUGAGGGGGCAGAACCACGCUCCUGCCAGGCCAGGCUUGGGGAGCAGCCCUGCUUUAGCACCUGGAUGUUAAAAAGCUUGUGCAGAGCUGGAGGUGGUGGUGAAAGCUGGAGUCUUCCCUCUGCCCAGAUUGCCCAGUUUGUGCCUGGAACUGGCUGGAAGGGAAGACAGUGGGAAUUUGGGAAGGACACUGAGAACAGGCAGUGCUGUCAGGCUGGGACUGGUGUCUGGGAAAGGCCAUGAGAACAGGGAACCCUGCUGGAUAAAGCCUCUGGGCACACACAGGAAGGGUUUUUUCCCCUGAAGAUGCUGCUGGUGACUUGUGGCAGCAGCUGUGUGAGGAAAACUGAUCUUGGAAUGAUUUUUUAGCCCCUGAGCCUUAGAGGGUGAGGCCAUCAUCCCUGUGUACCUGGUGCUCCGUGGUGCUGGUGCUGCUGUCCCUGCCCAGAGCCCACACUCUGUAAGGAAAUCACAACUGCUGCUACCAGGGCUUGAGCUGCACCUCCUGAGAGCCCUCCUGGGCUGAUGCCAAGUGUUUAUUUGGACAUCUUGUUUGCUCUGGACAGUGCAACUAGAGAAUAAAAGGAACUGAGUUAAAAGCAGGCUUAGGUUCCUAUGUAGCUGCUUUCUGUAGCAAAUUCACAUCUGGGUGAGAGAGGCAAAGUUCUUUUCAUGGAAAAGUUCUAGCCACCUCCUGCUGAGGGACAGGAAAAGUGCUAAAGUGCUUCCUUCCCCAGUCUGGUCUUUGAAGGGAUUCUGUCUGUGACAGAGCCUCCUGUGCCCUCUCUGCACCUGUCACAAAGGUAAAACUUUGCUGUGCCCUCCAGGCUACCAUGGAGGGGAAACCUCACCCUCCCCAUCCCUGGAGAGCUGGGAGGAAUGUUAGUGUUGGACAGAGAAAAUGGACAAUCCCUUCCCACUGCUGCUGGAACUGAGAGGAAAUCUGAGUGUUGGUCAGAGAGAACUGGAGCUGUUAAAAGCUGGAGGUGGUGGUUGAUGGGGGAGGUUGCACCCUUGGAGGAGCUCAGGGUGACACUGCCACUGCUGCCGUUGGUUUUUCUGGAAGGGGCUGGAACUGUUACCAUCACAAGGACAGGCUGGAGUGAGGAGUGGCUGUGUGGUGGCACUGGUCACCUCAUAUACCUCUUGCUGUGUCUUUCUUUGGAACAGAAGCUGCUUGGCCUGAUCUUGCUGUCACCUUUUAGCCACUUUUCUGUGUAUCCAAGUGGCCAGACUUGAAUUCUCUGAGGGAUGAUUUGGAGAUCAGGCUGUGGCUCUUCAGUGUCAGUCUGGUUCUUGUUAAGCUUUUCUGUUUGUACCACCUGUGCCCUGGAAUUGUUUCCCCCAGAAUGAGCUUCUCUCUGCCCGUGCUGUCCCCAGAGGGGGCACAGAGCUUUCUGCAGCAUGCCCAGGGAGGGGACACUGCCCUGGCAGGGCACGAGGGGAGGUUUGGGAAGGUGAGAGGGGAGGUGGCUGAGGAGGGCAGGUGAGGCUGUGUCCCUUGUGCUGAGGCUGUGUCCCCUGUGCUGUGUCCCCUGUGCUGAGGCUGUGUCCCCUGUGCUGUGUCCCCUCUGCUCUCAGCUCCUGGGGCUCAGCUGGGGAAGGGCUGCUCCUCCUGCCGUGGCUGUGCUUUCCCAGUUCAGUGUGACAAUCCAGAGCAGCCAUCGGCCUCCCUGUCCCAGCCUCCCCUGCCACCAUGGCAGCACGGUGUGUCCUCAGCCGGGCUGCUGCGUGCUGUGGCACAGCCUGAGCAAAGCCUGAGCAAAGCCUGAGCAAAGCCUGAGCAAAGCCUGAGCUCCCUCUGGCGGGAUCGGCAGCUCUGGGACAGCCCCAGCCCCUCGGCUGAGUUCAGCUUUGUCCUGGCAGCACGGGGAGGGCUCCAAGGAUGCCCCCCGUGUCCUGCUCGGGGGUGACGCCCUGUGCCCGUCUCUGUGCCCUGCACACGCAGUGUCACCGAGGAGGGAGCUCACAGCAGCUGGCCCUGUCCCUCAGAGGGCUUUUGUUGCUUUUCUUUGAGUGCCUUUUGAGUUUGUCUGGAGCCAGUCCCACCCAAUCCAGCAGGAUUUCUAGUUUUGUUUACAGUGGACUGUCAGGUUUGUUUUUAUUCUUGCUCUUUGUGGCGGUAACUUGUCUGAUGUUACUGUGAAUAUCAAAAAUCUCCUGUACAUAAUUAACCAAUAAAAUAGAUUGCAUUUUA
Messenger RNA from Melospiza georgiana, 4013 nucleotides. RefSeq names its product solute carrier family 31 member 1 (gene SLC31A1). The record is from RefSeq and is a predicted model, not a curated record. Gene Ontology annotation, biological process: copper ion transmembrane transport. Bases 125 to 676 code for a protein of 183 amino acids. Gene Ontology annotation, cellular component: membrane. Gene Ontology annotation, molecular function: copper ion transmembrane transporter activity. Lineage: Eukaryota; Metazoa; Chordata; Aves; Passeriformes; Passerellidae. The transcript is spliced from 5 exons.